Medioppia subpectinata is the source of this 973-nucleotide messenger RNA. The record is from the annotation of a GenBank genome assembly. NCBI's taxonomy places the organism in Eukaryota, Metazoa, Arthropoda, Arachnida, Sarcoptiformes, Oppiidae.
UACGAGAAUAAAAAACAACACAUUUCACAUUCAUUUCAAGUGUUUGCGACAAUUUUUGAAAACAAUUGAAAUUUUAUUUAACUUUUAAUAAUGUCCACAACUUAUGAUUUCACGGGACGGGUGGCCCUCAUAACUGGUUCGUCUUCGGGUAUCGGUGCCGCCACUGCUUUAUUAUUGGCCAAAAGUGGAGCCAAUGUUGUAAUCACUGGACGUAUUGCUGAGAAUGUAAACAAAAUUUGUAAAGAGUGUACAGAAGUGUCACCAAAAGGUUUGAAAGCGCUUCCAGUGGUGGCAGACGUGACCAAAGAGGAAGAUCUCGACCGACUUCUCGACACUACUAUUAAAACAUUUGGCAAAUUAGAUAUUUUGGUGAAUAACGCGGGUUUCGGAGACUCUUCCCAGAUAUCAGAUGCCGAAUAUCUGAAGAGUCAAAAGGCAGUGUUUGACACAAACCUUAAUUCUGUGAUAUAUUUAACCCACAAAUCAAUUCAAUAUUUGGAGAAAACUAAAGGAAAUAUAAUUAACAUCUCGAGUAUCGCUGGCAUACAGUCUGGUAAAGGGAUGUCCGCAUAUUGUAUGUCAAAGGCGGCGAUGGAUAUGUUCACCAAAUGUAUUGCCGUUGAUUUGGGCUCAAAAGGCAUACGCGUUAAUUCAGUCAAUCCGGGUGCGGUUCGCACAAACAUUAUGAGAAAUAUGACGUUAACUGAAGAGCAAACUAAGGCCGGAUUUGAGAGCAUAAGCAGUAAAUACCCGGUGGGACGGGUCGGAGAGGGACUGGACAUUGCCAACGCGGUUGCCUACCUGGCCAGUGACCAAGCUAGUUUUGUAACGGGCACGAUACUGUUGGCCGAUGGCGGUCACCUUGCUGCUAAUGUUGCCAUGGGCACUGAAUAAUCUAGCUUGAUACAAAACACUCUUGAGUGCAGCGGUAGACAAAUACAAGGAUUGAGAUAUCAUUUAUUACUAUUGAGUU